Messenger RNA from Corvus hawaiiensis (hawaiian crow), 1386 nucleotides. RefSeq names its product tuftelin 1 (gene TUFT1). Bases 59 to 1294 code for a protein of 411 amino acids. Gene Ontology annotation, biological process: intracellular signal transduction. The transcript has 14 exons. Lineage: Eukaryota; Metazoa; Chordata; Aves; Passeriformes; Corvidae. The record is from RefSeq and is a predicted model, not a curated record. Gene Ontology annotation, cellular component: I band; intracellular anatomical structure.
UGGGCGCGGCCCCGCGCUCAGGUGAGGCGGGCGCGGCCCCGGCAGUCGCGGCGGGGCCAUGAACGGGCUCCAGGGCUGGGCCGCGCUCCUCGAGACCCCGCAGGAGCCGAGCAUGAGGCGCCCCACGGAAUUCCCGGAAUUCCUCAUCCCGGAAAACUCCCCGACUUCCCUGGAAAAUUCCGGAGGUCCCAAAUCUGCCUGGAAUCCAGAGGAGGCCGGGCCGGUGCUGAGGCUGCGCCUGCCCAGAGACCCCCCCGGGGAGCCGCGGCCCAAGCAGAAGCCGGUGGGCAGAGCCUUCGCCAUGGUGGCCAAGAGAUCCGACGGGAAUUCCUUGGCCUCGGAAUGCGUCAAAUCCAACGAGGGAGACGAGGAGAUCAUCAAGGUUUAUCUCAAGGCUCGCGCCGACCACGAGGAGCCCGUGACCCAACUCAAGAGCGAAGUCCGGCACAUCCAGGAGGCCGGAAGCGCCCUCAAAAAACUCCGGGAAGAUUUGAGCACCAAACUCCAGACCCAGACGGAAUUCCGGGAACUUCGGGAAUUCCGGGAAUUCCAGGAGCACUCGGAGGUGGUGCUGGAGAAGCGGAACGGGAGCUGCUCCUGCCCCGAGCGGCUCCGGGCGGAAUCCCGGGAGGAUCCGGAGGACGUGGAGGACGCGGCCCAGAGGCUCCUCCGGAGGCUCCAGGAGGCGGAAAAGCGGCACCAGCUGGAGAGGAAAACCUUCGAGAGGACGGUGGCGCGGUACCAGGAGGAAGUGGAGCGGGCGGGAUCGGCCCUGCGGAGAGCGGAGAAGGACGCGGCCGAGAAGGAGAUGGAGGUGGAGGAGCUCCAGAGGCUCCUGGCCAGCAUGGAAAAGGAGCACCGGAAUUUGCUGGCGCGGAUGGAAGCGGGAGAAGCCGAGCUGGAGCGGCUCCGGAAGGUGGAAGGGGACAAAGUGGCCCAACAGGACCGCUCAGCCCAGCUGGAAAAGGAGGUGGCUGCGCUCCGGGAGAAGAUCCAUCACCUGGACGACAUGCUCAAGAGCCAGCAGCGGAAAGUCCGGCAGAUGAUCGAGCAGCUCCAGAAUUCCAAGACGGUGAUCCAGGCCAAGGACGCGGCGAUCCAGGAGCUGAAGGAAAGGGUUUCCUACCUGGAAGCGGAGAACCUGGAGAUGCACGACCGGAUCGAGCACCUGAUCGAGCAGCAAGUGAGCCGGGGCGGGCUCAGCGCCCGGGCGCGCUCCAAGUCGGAAUACGUCAGCAGCAAACGCCUCCCGGGCCCGAAGCCGCUGCCCCUGAUCCGAGUGGUGGAAACCUGAAUCCCAGGAUCUGGGCCCAGCCGGAUCCUUCCCCUUUGGAAUGGUUUGACUGGAAUUCCCUGCUGGACUCGCAGCCCUUCCUGAGGGAAGAG